This is a messenger RNA of Closterium sp. Naga37s-1, 476 nucleotides long. The record is from the annotation of a GenBank genome assembly. Lineage: Eukaryota; Viridiplantae; Streptophyta; Zygnematophyceae; Desmidiales; Closteriaceae.
AUGGACCUGCGGUCGUGGAACGGCAGCAACCUCUCUCCUCCCCUCCCCACCCUCCCUCCUCAUACUCGCAGUCCCCGCGCUGAUGGAGCUGCGCGCAGCAUGGGGCAGCUACAUGGACCUGCGGUCGUGGAACGGCAGCAACCUCUCUCGCCCCCCCCUCCCUCUCUUUACCUUCCUUCCGCGUGCUCCUUCCGCCUUCCCCCAGUCCCCGCGCUGAUGGAGCUACGGGCAGCAUGGGGCAGCUACAUGGACCUGCGGUCGUGGAACGGCAGCAACCCGUGCAGCCGCUGGUGGCUCGUCACGUGUUGGAGCAACGGGCUGCUGCGCCGCAUGGACGUGAGCUCUAAAGGCAUCAAGGGCACGCUGCCGUCCGUGCUGGGAAAUCUCACCUCGCUGGAAGAACUCAUCGCGACCACGAAUUGGAUCCACGGAGACAUUCCCAACUCCUUCAGCAACCUCGUCAACCUCAAGAACCU